Molecule: messenger RNA, 7124 nt
Organism: Drosophila eugracilis
Lineage: Eukaryota; Metazoa; Arthropoda; Insecta; Diptera; Drosophilidae
Product: zinc finger protein 79
Exons: 3
Coding region: 1113-2963 (616 amino acids)
Biological process (GO): regulation of DNA-templated transcription
Molecular function (GO): DNA-binding transcription factor activity, RNA polymerase II-specific; RNA polymerase II cis-regulatory region sequence-specific DNA binding
Source: RefSeq, a predicted model, not a curated record
UGACCCGAAAUCACGCACACUCGCUGUAAAUCACACACACACAUACUCGCAUAUAUAUAUAUAUAUGUUUGUGCUAUAUGCUAUAGCCAAGUGAGCGGCAGAGCCAGCGAAAAGCUGCGAAUGCCAAGCGCACAGUAGAAGGGAGUGGUACGUCAAAAACUGACGCACAGCGGCAGGCCAAACAAGUCCAUAGUUUAAUAGCCAGCACUCACCGCACCACAAUAAUAUAAACUGUAAAAUAUAUAAAAAAACACCAGUCCAGGCCAAAACCGAAAACCCAAAAAAGCAAAAAUUACGUGACCAAGUGCUACAAAACCACAAACAAACAAACAAAAAACGAAAGAAAAUCUAUAACUAUAAAAAAAAGAAAAGAGCUAAUUCUGUGUGUGUGUGUGUGUGUGUGAAAAAACAAAUCAGAGCGAGUACGAGAGCUUCCUGCUUUAUCAUAUCAUAAAACAGAAAACACAAGCAGCAGAAGAAGGAGCAACAGCAACAGCAACAGCAACGGUAACGGCAGCAACAUUGCAACAAACAACAGCAACUAGCAACGGGACAACGAAAGCCAAAUACCUUGAAUUGCGGAGAUAGCCGGGUUCUUAAGUGAAAUAAGCUGCCAAGCGGAUGUGGUAGGAUCGCAGGUGGGGCAGGGGAGGAUGCCAGCCAGCCGGCGAGCCAAAGGGCACAAUAUUGCAACAUCCGCAACUUCGGGGACAAGGAAUCAAAGCUGAAGGAGCAACCGCAGCAAUACACUCUCAAGGCAACUCAUGUCAAUGUCAAAGUUGAAGUAGAAGAGGGCCAAAAUAAGUACGGGGGCGGGUCGAAAGCUACGGCUAUAGCUAUAAAAGCAAAAGCAUUUUAACUGCAGAUGACAAAGAAGGUUGUGCUACAUCUACAUAGUAAAUACAAAACAAAACUAAGCAUAAGAAAACCCCAAAACCACACCCAAAACGAGCCCCAACCAAACCCAAACCGAACCCCAAAAACCUAGACCAAAAUAAACAGAGCGGCAAACAAGUGGAGGGGAAUCCCCGGAAUUUCAAUUGCCGAAGCUCCAAACUGGCAAGGGAAGGCAGCAGACGGAUACGGAUACGGUGACCCGUUUAGCAGGCAAAAUGUCCGUGGACUUUAUACUGCCCAAUCGCAACAAGAUCCAGACGAUUGCCUAUGCCAGUGCCAGCAAGAAAUAUGUGGCCGGAGGAUCCGGAUCCAAUCUGGGCUCCGGGUCGGUAUCUGGUUCAGGAUCGGGAGGUGACUUGCAGAGCUGGCGACGUCCUAAGCCAAGAACCUCCGGAAAACUGAAGCUUGAGGAUAAGUCUUUAGUGAAUGCCAGUUCGGUGCUAAGAAAUGCCAAUGGAAAUGGCCUGGGAAAUGGCAGUAAGUCAUCACUCAAAUCGAUGGCCAAAAGGAGCUCGCGAUCGGUUCUCAAGCGGGAGAUCAUCGAUCUGGACGACGACGAGGGUGAAGAGCAAGAGGAUCAGCUAUGCGAACAUCUGGAAUGGUCUGCUGCCCAAUCUUUGGUCCAGAUGAACUCCUCCAAACAGGAGAAGCAACGGCGAGUGGGAACUUCAAGUUCACCUGCAACUGUGGCAGCGCCAAUCUCCGCCUCAGUAUCGCUGCGCCGUCCAGUUGGCAGAGCUCCGGCGGAGGAUGGCAAGGUGAUUUUCUACGCUCCGCCUGCCAGCGCCAGUGGAUCCCAGCGCCAACCGGAGCCGGUGACAUUGAAGAGAGAGCGGGAUAGGGAGCGCGAAAGGGAGAGGGAACGAGAGCGAGAACGGGACCGUAUGAGGGAGCAACAAGUGGUGGCGGCUGCCUCGAUUUAUCGGGGUCGCAGUGUCGAGGAAACGGAAGCGGCUCACGAUCUGCUCUCCCUGUCGCAGAGUCUGCCGCCGCUGAUCCCGCCCUGCGUGGUCACCAUCAUGAAGCAGGAACAGGAGCAGCUACGCUCACCGGAGAUCCAGGAGAUAUCGAACAGCGCUUCCAGCCGAUCACCCCAGUCGACUAUCCGAUUUAUAGGCAGCAGUUCUUACGAUCUGAUGGGUGGCUCCUCGGAGGGGGCCAACAACUGCUCCCCGUUGACGCCGCCAAACUCGGACCACAGCUCCGAUGUGGAUAUUGACAUGUCUUCCUCCUCCGAAUCGGGACUGCAGCAAUGGGGCAAGCCCAAUCCGCAGAAUCAGCAGCGAGCCUCGGCGCUGAAGAUGUGCCUAAAUAUGCUGGAUGGCAGGACCAAGGCGAGCAAGGCGGCUGCUGUGAGUAAGCAGGACAAACAGGAGCCAGUGCAGCCAAGGCCCAAGAGUGCCCAGAGUAAUGCCUCGUCCGGUGGAGGUCCGCCAUCAGAGCCUCCGGAAAGUUCAGCCACCACGGGGCAUAGCUCCUCUGGAAAUGGGGAAAACUAUGCCAAGCGGAAGAGGGGCUGCUACAAAUGCUGCGAAUGUGGCAAGCAGUAUGCCACCUCCAGUAAUCUAUCUCGCCACAAGCAAACACAUCGCUCCCUGGACUCGCAGUCGGCCAAGAAGUGCAAUACAUGUGGCAAGGCCUACGUUUCCAUGCCCGCUUUGGCGAUGCACUUGCUCACGCACAAGCUUUCGCACAGCUGCGACAUCUGCGGCAAGCUCUUCUCCAGACCCUGGCUCCUCCAAGGCCAUCUACGAUCCCAUACCGGCGAGAAGCCCUACGCCUGUGUCCAUUGCGGCAAAGCCUUUGCGGAUCGCUCCAAUCUUCGAGCCCACAUGCAGACCCAUUCGGGGGACAAGAACUUCAAGUGCCAUCGGUGCAACAAGACGUUUGCCCUCAAAUCGUACCUCAACAAGCAUCUGGAAUCGGCAUGUCUACGGGAUACCGGAGCCAUCGAUCAGGGCAAGGGCUUGGAGGAGGAUGACGACGACUGCAGUAAGCAGGACGAACUGGAACUGGGCGACGAGCUGGACAGCGAUGAGAACAGCCAGGACAUUGUGGUGGCCUAGGGACAACCGACAGCCUAGGGAACUCUCCUGCCCGCAACUAAGAUACUUUAUACCAGAACCCUAUAAGCAAUACUCGAGCACCCUUAUCAAAUUAAUACUAAAAAGAUAACAAAACAAAUUGAGAAUUAAAAACAAAGAAAAUCUAGUCUAGAAAUCGGCUUACUAGCGGAGUAGUUCAUUAAAUGGCAGAUGAUGAUGAUGAUGAUGAUGAUGGAUCUCAACUCAAUAGAAUCUUCUUCAAGCAGUUAUAUACACACACUUAUAUCUACUCACUUAUAAUCUGAACUAUCCCAGAAAUCUCUCCAAGUUGAAACUUUUACUGAACGACGACGAUGAUGAUGAUGAUGAUGAUUGGAAGGGAGGUAGUCAAAAGAACAAAGAAAAACAAAAGGUUUGAGAAGGAAAUCCAAAACGUAACUUAUAGUAAAAAUCUGACACAACGAAUAUUAUGGAACAUAAGUAGAAAUUCUAUAUAUACACAGAUCAAAUAAGCAUUAUAUACAGAUCGAAGGAUGAUGGAAAGUCGAAGGGAAUGGCAAAUUAUAUGUAUACAUAUGAACUAAAUGAAUAAUACCUAGCGAGCAGAACCAAUUUGCAUGUUUUUUGGUAAAUAUCUACUUUUAGGCAUCGUUUUAGGGCUCUAGAGUUUAUAUACACCCCCUUACACACCCAACACAUAAUGCAUAGAACACAGUACCCACAGUACUCACUAAACCAAUCACCUAGAUGUAGUCCGAGUACUUAAGGAUUCGAUCGGAGCUCAGUUCAAGUCUUAGCAAACUAAUCAAUUAGUGAACUUAUAGCACUUCCCGCAACUCCCUAUAACUCUCUCGCUCUUAGACUCUUUUUAAACCGUACUCAAGAUCAAGUUUAGCAAUCGGAUAUAUAUCUAUAUAUAUAUACAUAUAUAUGUAGAAUCGAACGAGACGAGCCAUUUUAACCGCUGCGGCAACUUUACACUCUAACCAAGUUUAAGAUGAGAUUACUUCCAUAUUAUGCUCUAACUCGAUAAACAGAAAACUACUUCAAUUACUUAGAAAUGAUUAAAAUUAAUGAGAAAACAAUUUAGAAACAUAUCACAAGGACAAUACUUAACAUAAAUAAAUACAUUCAAAGUAUGAAAAGUACAUAUAUAUAUAUAUAUAAUGGAGAAGGAGGCAACCCCCUCCCCAAACCCCCCAAUUAAGACAUUCUCAUACACAUGCAACAAAGUACUUACGAAAUAGUUAUUUUAUUACUAGCAUUAGAACCCCGACUCGUGUACAUAUAUAUUGGCAAGUUUAAAAGUGAAUAAACAAUUUUAUACAAGAAACUACCCCCGUACCCGCGACCCCUCGAGCUUUGGCCCAGCCAAAGGUUUCCAAAAAGGUUCCCCAAUCGCAAAAGAAGGGGAUAUACUUGCAUGUAAAUAUCCCCUUGAAGAUCCGGGCAGACCGGAAGCAAGAAGAUGAAGGCAGAUGAAAGGUUGAUGAAACGAUGAUGAUAGACGUAGAAGACGCACUUGUAAAACAAAUGAUAACUAAAAGCAAUUCCAAAGUUAAGUGACAUAGUUUUUAACGAACAAACAAAAACAAAAACAAAAAAUACAAAAAUUUGUAAUUCUAUAAAACAAAAAUCGAGAAGUAUUGAUAUAUACACAAAACAUGUAUUUAUUUUACGCGUAGUUUUUAUUCCAAAAAGAAAAAAACAAAAAACCAAAAACCGAAAAAGCAAAUGCAAGAAAGUAAAAACCAAAAACCAAAAGAGUAAACUUGAAAACAAUUUAAUUAAAUUGUCAAUUACAAUUAUUUCAUAAUUUAAGAAUUGAUGAAUGAUGGUGAGUCAGACGCGAUAGAGGUUAUUUUUUAAAGCAUAUAUAUACACAUAAAUAUAUUACAAAUAAAUAAAUAUAUUUAAAAGAGGCAGUUUUAUAUCGAAAUUAAUAAUAGUAAAUGCAAAGUAACAACAAAAUAUUGAAAACCAUUCGAACUUAAUUAUACAACGAGCAAGAAACCAUUAAUUAUAAAAUCCCCCUCCCCCAACAACACACUAACACACACACACACACCCACACACAUACGCCCAAAAUUUUAUAGCAACAGCAGAUUAUUACAUCGUAUCUACAUACGUGCGCGCCAUGUAGAUAAGCAAGCAACGCCGCAUGUCGCAAGUCUAGCAGGAACAGCAACAGCAGCAGCCGUAGCCGCAGAAUGUCGGGGGCAGAAUUAGAAUUUAGACCAGAGAGUGCUAUGUGCAUUGUUUAUAGGGCCAUAGUUCGAAAUCGUGUUUAUGCAUGGCUUUAUUGAUGAUUAUUGAUAGCGUUUUAAAUAGCAUUAAAUGCCUAUAUACACAUAAGCAAACCAAACAACAACAAAAACAACAAAACCAAAAAAAAAACGUAUAUAAGAAAUUCCAUUGAACAGUAGUGGUAACAAUUAUGUGAUUUGCAAUUUUACAUUCAAAAUAUAUAUGAACUAAUUACGAAUAUAAAUAGAUUAUAUAUUGAGGCGAGCGUUUAAUUGAUUUAUUUAUGAGUAAGAUUUAUUUAUACACAUUAUACACCACAAAAAAAUGAAAAACAAAAAGAAAACGAUAAACAAACAAAAUGACAAAAAGCUAAAAAUAAGAAGAACUCGAAUGGAUUGAGGAGAGGCGAUGCUAAAAGUAUUUUUACACAGAAACCUUGUUUUAUACACGCGGCAAGUUGAAACCCAAAAUCGAAAUACCCUGGCCACACCUGCAAAAUUAACUAAAGAGAACCUUGAAAAAGGGGUUAUCCCGAUUUCGCUUAGCUUUAUUUCAUUUUUAAAAUAUUUCAAAAAUGUUUAACAUUUCAUAUCCUAGAGAAACUUAAGGUAAUGUUUCUUUAAUUUAUUUUAAAUUUUAAAACUUUUAAUUGAGAACUCGAAAUCGGGAACACCCUAGACCGCCACACACACACCCUCUCGAUAAGAACAAAACUUAUUUCCAGAUCAAAGACACCAAUUCAAUUUUGAUUAUUAUACAAAAUAAUGAAAGGGAAGGGCAAGCGAUAACGGUGAGAUAUUUUAUAAACGAUGAACGAUGAAUAACGUAAAGAUAUUAAUUUAUAUAUUCAUAUAUUAGAGAUGCAAAAAGACUUGAACAGUUAUAUACAUUUAAAAUUGCAAUAUAUUGUAUACUUCAUUAAAACAAAUAUAUAUACAUACAUACCGGCAUAUAUGCAACCACGUAUAUAAGUAUACAUAUUUAACUUAUUUAUAUAAAUGCUUACAGCGAACCAUAAACAUAUACAUACAUCAUACGAACCGAAUCUCAAUUUUUUCCAAAGCAAGACGAAUAGGAAUCCCUCAAGUAACUCAAGAUCAAGAUCAAUUCAAGUACAUUAUAUACUCAAUGACCAUCCGGCUGGGCAUGAAUCGCCUUGGCCGUACAGGAAUAUAUAUAGCUAAAGAUAUAUAAGUAAUACGUAUAUGCAAUACAAUGCCACGCCCACUCUUGAUUGAUACGAUGGAAGCGAUUUUAAGGCGCUACCCGUAGGUGUAGGAGUUUUCACAGACUUUUUCCUUUUGAUACUUAGCAUUCGUUCUUGUUCUACUUUUAGUUAGAGAAUGUUCAACUAGUUUCAGCUUUCGUAGGAGUUAAAUAAUCAACUUUAAAGACACAAACACAACACCUAGGAGAACCACAGCUAUACUAAAUAAUAACCCCCAGUAACAUCCCCAAACACACACACUCUCACACUCUAUUAGACAUUCUAGCCGACAUCUACAGACAUAUACCCACACAUGCAUAACCAUGCGAUUUUAUGGCAAAAUAUGUAGAGCAUAUAACCUAUUAUACCCCAAAGAAAGCUAAUCCAUUCUUAAAUUAAUAUACACGCGAGUAACCGGAGAAAGCGAAUAGAAUCGAAAGCAGAAGAAUCACAGUAUGAAGAAUCCAUAUUAUGGAGAUUUGCGAGUGUGACAACAAACAAAGAACUUAAAUUCCCCUCAAAGAAACAAACAAAGCUAAACUAAACAAAACAUCCAUAACAAGAUCCAAGAAAUGUAUGACACGAUGAGUCGAAGGAAUAUAAAUUAGAAUCAUAGUUAUUAAAGCUACACCCACACACUAGUGCAGCCAUGUAACUAUUUUUAGAGCCUCGGAAAUAAACAUACAUAAAAUACAUAAAAAUAUUAAAUAAACGACAGAGAAAACCAA